AUGGCGGAAAUAGUUGAAGUAUCUGAGAUGGUGACUGAGCCAGAAAUAGUUACUGAAGAUGUUUCUGUGGUUAUUGAAGAGAUUCCUACUGAGAAUGUGAUUGAUAUUGAAGAAAUAGCUGCAGAAGUGUAUUACUACCAGUCAGAACAGGAGGUAUUGGCAAGUUCAAUGAAAUCGAUAAUGCCUCCUAAAGUGUUUGAAUCUUUUGCAGGUUAUUUCGAAGAACUAAAGACCGGAUCAUGUCCAAGAUUUGAAGAGAAGAAAGAAGUUGUCGAGGAAUUGAUAGACGUGUCGAAAGAGCUGACUGGAGACGCACUGAAAGACAUAGCCGAUAAAGCUCUCAUGGGAAAGCUGAGAGAGGUAGACUCAGAACUUGAGAAGUCAGAGUCUGUCAGUACUGUGUCGGUCAAAAAGGAGUCUGAUCAGAAGUCUGGAGUUCAGGAGAUCAAAUCAGUCAAUAAAUAUCCAGAUGGGGUGGGAGCUGCUUUGAAUCUCAAGUUGAGAUCGAUUGAGGAUGAUUUGCCUGAAAGCAUAUAUGUCACUUUCUCUGCAUCCGGUAUCGACAACGAAUCACAGGUUAUCAAAACCGUUGUCGAUCAGGUGUUGGAUGAGGAGAACAAACUUUAUUCCGAUUUCGAGUAUCCUCUUCAGAAUGUGAUGAUUGAGAAUGUCAAAAAAGUGUUUAAGCUGGUUGAAAUGAACAUUAAUGAGGUCAAUAACAAUGAAUUCUUUUCAAAACCUAAAAAAUCGUUUGUUACAUCACGUCCAAUAAGUUCGGGAAAGAAAGAAGGGGAUGGUAAAGGGCUGCCCAAGUCUAUACUUUCAAAGUGGAUUAUGGAUAGUGGUGCUUCAAGGCAUAUGACUGGGACGCUAGCUCUUCUCUACGAUGUCAAAUCCAUAAAUGGAAGCUAUGUGGGAUUUGCCGGGAAUCAAGGCAGGAGAAUCAUUGGACAAGGAACGUUGACAAAUGGCGUGAUUUCGUUCGACAAAGUGAACUAUAUAGUAGAGUUAGAAAACAAUUUACCCAGUAUUUCGCAAAUUUGUGAUAAAGCUUUUAGUGUACAUUUCACCAAAACAGAAUGUGUGGUUUUGAAACCAGGGUUUAAAAUCCCUGAUGAGAUGGUGUUGUUGCGGGCUCCACGAGAGAACGAUCUUUAUAUUCUUGAUAUGAGAAUUGCAACACCAACAACUCAUCAGAAACAAUGUUUUUUGUCAAAGUCUAAAGCGACGAAUAAAGAGUCGAUAAUGUGGCAUCGUAAGAUGGGCCACAUUCAUGUUCGAAAAAUGAACUUUUUUGUACACAAUGAUUUGGUAGAUGGUGUAAUCUGA
This is a messenger RNA of Helianthus annuus (common sunflower), 1329 nucleotides long. RefSeq lists its product as uncharacterized. The record is from RefSeq and is a predicted model, not a curated record. Lineage: Eukaryota; Viridiplantae; Streptophyta; Magnoliopsida; Asterales; Asteraceae. Bases 1 to 1329 code for a protein of 442 amino acids. The transcript is spliced from 4 exons.